Messenger RNA from Dichotomopilus funicola, 2157 nucleotides. Its product is annotated as STE like transcription factor. The record is from RefSeq and is a predicted model, not a curated record. NCBI's taxonomy places the organism in Eukaryota, Fungi, Ascomycota, Sordariomycetes, Sordariales, Chaetomiaceae. The coding region runs from base 1 to 2157 and encodes 718 amino acids. Gene Ontology annotation, biological process: sexual reproduction; regulation of DNA-templated transcription. Gene Ontology annotation, cellular component: Ste12p-Dig1p-Dig2p complex; Tec1p-Ste12p-Dig1p complex; nucleus. The transcript is spliced from 5 exons. Gene Ontology annotation, molecular function: DNA-binding transcription factor activity.
AUGUUUUCGCAGCAGAGCGCGAGUAUGGCGUCGCAACAGAUUCCAGAGACGUUCAUGCUGAGCGCCGAGGCUCAGCAGUCGCUUCCACAGGACGCUCAGGUAGCGCUGCAACAAGUAGACAAUCUCAAGUAUUUUCUCCUCUCGGCCCCAGUUGAUUGGACGGCCGAUCAAUACAUUCGGCGUUUCCUUCUUCCCACCGGCGAGUACGUGUCCUGCGUGCUGUGGAACAACCUCUUCCACAUCUCGGGUACAGACAUUGUAAGAUGUCUGUCGUUCCGCUUCCAAGCCUUCGGCCGGCCGGUGAAGAAUUCCAAGAAGUUUGAGGAAGGCAUCUUCUCCGACCUGCGCAAUUUGAAGUCGGGGACAGACGCAACGCUCGAGGAACCGAAAAGCGCCUUUCUUGAUUUCUUGUACAAGAACAACUGCAUCCGUACACAGAAGAAGCAGAAGGUUUUCUACUGGUACAGCGUACCCCACGAUCGGCUUUUCCUGGACGCCCUAGAGCGGGACCUGAAGAGGGAGAAGAUGGGCCAAGAAGCGACAACAUGCGCCGUCAGCGAGCCGGCGUUGUCCUUCCAGUUCGAUUCGUCGCAGUCUUUGUAUGAGCAGCUUACAAAGGCCCAGCAAGCCAACUCGUCCUCGUUCAACCCGCAGCCGGUGUCUUUUUCCCAGCAGCAAAACACCUCCCCGGUGAUGGCUCCGAUCGACUCGAUGCCUCCUCCGCAGAUGAUGCACCAGCCGAUCCCCCAACACAUUCCACAGUCGGUUCCCCCGAUGCCGCAAUCGAUGGCCCCGUUAGCGGAUGGACUAGAGAACAUGGCAGCGCCCUACGGGACUAUGACCAUGCCGACGAGCAUCGCGACAUCCCAACCUGUGAUCAAGCGGGAGCCUGACUUUGCCCGGGUUCAGUACAACCAGAAUGGCGUCCCGAUGGCCCAGACCCACCAACGCCACACCUCGAUGCCGGCAUUUGGUUUGGAGUACUCGCCUGCGCCCUCCUUCGUCUCGUCCCACUACGAGGAUUACAGCCAAAGGGGUCUUUCCUUUGAGCCCCUGACCCCCCCUCAGCAAUCCCUCGGUAUUGGUGGCGAGCCCGCCUACAUCGCCAACGAAGAGACCGGUCUCUACAGUGCCAUUCCCGAUCACGUCAACCCCGUCGGCGCCCUGAACGGAAUGAUCCACCUUCCACCGUCGAACUUGGCUGGCCCUUCGUUCCAACGGAGUUACGGGUCCAACAAUGUCUACUCCUCUGUCAUCGAAGGUUCGCCGACCUAUAAGCAAAGAAGACGCCGUUCAUCUAUUCCUCCUUCACUGUCUGCUAACACUGCUGCUCUCGCGGCAGCGACUUCUGGCAGCCACCGGCCCUCCGAUCUCAAGAGAUCAGUGUCGGCCUCGGUUGGCCCCGUUCCCGAGGGGGAAGAGUCCGGAGACACUUCGCCGCCUGGUCUGACGUACGGCAACCCGGCCCUGCAACAGCAUAAGGAGGUUCUCGAGCUGUCACGGCACGGGACCCCUCUGUCCACGGUGGAAGGCAGCCCCGCGCUCAACCCGAUGGCGCUCCAUCAACACGACUACUCUCCACUCCCCGGUGAUGAGUUGGGCCCACUAAACGACUCGCGGCCGCUCAUGCACGGUGGUCCCAGCGGCGCGGUACGCCGGGCCCGGUCCGCAACCGUCAUGGAAAUCGGUCCCUAUCCUCAGAAGUCUCACACUUGCCCCAUCCCCUCGUGCGGCCGCCUCUUCAAGAGAUUGGAGCACCUGAAGCGACACGUGAGGACACACACACAAGAAAGACCCUACACCUGUCCUUAUUGUAGCAAGGCUUUCUCCCGAUCAGACAACCUAGCACAGCAUAAGCGGACUCACGAUCGCAAUGAUGGCGCUGAGGGCAGCUUCAACUCGGGCGAGGAGGAGGAGCAGUACUCGGGCGAAGACCAACUGUCCUCGAUUGACGACGCCUCGCCAACAUCGGAAGGCGGUUACAUUGCUGGCUCGCUUGACGCGGCUGUCAGUGGUAACAACAACCCGACGUCAAAUCCCGCGCCGACCUCGAACCAAAGUCUCGGGCAAACGCAAACGUUCAACAGCCUGCAGACGCUGAGCAUGCCCAUGACGAUGAGCCAGCCUCAUGCUAUCAACACAAGUGGCUUGGCCUAA